This is a messenger RNA of Colletotrichum tamarilloi, 822 nucleotides long. RefSeq names its product AhpC/TSA family protein. The transcript is spliced from 2 exons. Gene Ontology annotation, molecular function: thioredoxin peroxidase activity. The coding region runs from base 1 to 822 and encodes 273 amino acids. NCBI's taxonomy places the organism in Eukaryota, Fungi, Ascomycota, Sordariomycetes, Glomerellales, Glomerellaceae. Gene Ontology annotation, cellular component: cytoplasm. The record is from RefSeq and is a predicted model, not a curated record. Gene Ontology annotation, biological process: cell redox homeostasis; cellular response to oxidative stress.
AUGCCUGUCGAGCUUCGCAAGCGCAAGGCCCCCGAGCCUGCUCCGGCUCCGGCGCCCAAGAAGGCCUCGUCCAAGGUAGCCAAGGCGGCCGAGAAGGUCAAGGGCGCCGUCAAGGGCAAAGCCGAGAAGCCCGCCGAAAAGCCUGUUGAAAAGGUUGCCGAGAAGCCCGUCGAGAAGCCCGCCGCCGCCAAUGGCUCUGACAAGAAGGUCAAGGCGGUUAAGGGUGAGACAAUCGACCUCGACGGCUUCGGCGGCGACAUUGAGACCAACGAUGGCGAGAAGACGACCCUAAAGGAGCUCGUCGACAAGAGCAAGGCCGGCGUCGUCCUCUUCACCUACCCGAAAGCCUCGACUCCCGGAUGCACCAAGCAAGCCUGCCUCUUCAGAGACUCGUACGAGCCCCUCACCAAGACGGGUUUCGCCAUCUAUGGCCUGUCUAUGGACUCGCCCAAAGCCAACACCACCUUCAAGGAGAAGCAGAAGCUGCCUUACCCGCUGCUCUGCGACCCCAAGGCGACCUUGAUUGCUGCCAUUGGCCUGAAGAAGCCGCCCAAGAGCACCCAGCGCGGCGUCUUCGUCGUCGACAAGGCCGGCAAGGUCCUCAUCGCUGAGCCCGGUAGCCCCGCGGGCACCGUUGACGUCGUCACGGCGCUGAUUGAGGGCGGCGAUGUCGACGGUGCCGAGGAGGCCGCGACUGAGGCCCCUGCCGCCGAUGCCAAGGAGGAAGAGGAGGCGGCCAAUGGAGAGGUCAAGGCUGAUGAGGAGAAAAAGGAGGAUGCUGCCGAUGAGGCCGAUAAGAAGGAUGAGAAGAAGGACGAGUAA